Zingiber officinale is the source of this 1684-nucleotide messenger RNA. Its product is annotated as WRKY transcription factor 6-like. NCBI's taxonomy places the organism in Eukaryota, Viridiplantae, Streptophyta, Magnoliopsida, Zingiberales, Zingiberaceae. The transcript has 6 exons. Gene Ontology annotation, biological process: regulation of DNA-templated transcription. Bases 63 to 1571 code for a protein of 502 amino acids. The record is from RefSeq and is a predicted model, not a curated record. Gene Ontology annotation, molecular function: DNA-binding transcription factor activity; sequence-specific DNA binding.
AACCCGAAUCCUCCCCCAAAUUCCAUAUCGAAGACUUCUCCUUCUCCCUAGUCUUCUCCUCGAUGGAGAUCAGCGAAUCGUCCGGAAAGCGAUCGUCGUCGACGGACUCCCUGGCUUCUUUCGGCGACGUUGCCAAUCCUGAUUUCUCCUCUGAUGACGUCGAACUUUUCCCCGCUGCAGCGGUGCAGCGCGCGGCGGUGGAUUUCUUCGCCAGAGAGGAAAAGAGUAGUCACCCAUCCAGAUCGGUCAUGACAGAUCAUGAUAUGCCCGAUCUAAAUCUGAAGAAAGAAGAUCUCGCCAUCAAUAUUGGUUUCCGAGAAUUAUUUGCUCCGAAUCAUCUGGUACUGGGUCGAGCGGCGGCGCACAUUGAGAACGAGAAUGUUAAGAACGAGUUGGAAUUGGUUCGAGCAAAGCUUGCGCGUUCGAUAGAGGAGAACCAGCGGCUGAGGGACUUGCUCACCGACAAAACCCACAAGUACGAAUCCAUGCACGAUUACUUCGUCAAGCUGUUGCAGGAUCGCGACGCGAAAUCUCAUCAGGUCGACAAUGAAAUAGUAGAUGUGCGAAGAGAGGAGGAGCAAGAGCGAGCCGGCGGUGCCACCGCUGUGCCGCAGCAAUUCAUCGAGCUCCGAUCGAAUUCUCGGACGCUGCCUAAGGAAGAGUUACACGACGCUAAUCUCGCUAAUCUCGACGCCGAGGAGGUGCCGAGUGCCAAAGAAAUGGUGAAGCAACAACAACCGGACCACGAAGCAAUCAUCAAGAAGGCUCGGGUCUCUGUUCGAGCUCGAUCCGAAGCAACCAUGAUAAACGACGGCUGCCACUGGAGAAAGUACGGCCAAAAGAUAGCAAAAGGAAAUCCCUGUCCUCGUGCUUAUUAUCGCUGCACCAUGGCGAGCGCAUGCCCAUGCCCUGUUCGAAAACAGGUUCAACGGUGCGCGGAGGACAGGACGGUGUUGAUAACGACCUACGAGGGAGCUCACAACCACCCGCUCCCUCCGGCCGCCACCGCCAUGGCGAGGACCACCUCGGCGGCCGUUUCCAUGUUGUUGUCCGGCUCCACGUCAUCUGCUGCCGAACAAGCAUUGAUCAAGUCUGGAAACGGCAGUCUGCUCGCUCAAGCAAUCCUGCCUAACUCCUCGUCAUCGACUUCGAGCGUCGCGAUGAUUUCUGCCUCCUCCCCUUUCCCGACCCUCACGCUCGACCUCACCGGCACUCCCAGCUCGCUUCGCCAGCAGAAGCCGCUGGCGAUGCCCCCGUUUCAACUUCAGUUUCCCAACUGCGGCGGCGCCGCCGCCUCUGUUUCCUCGCCGCAGGUUAUCGGCGGCCACCACUACUCGUCCCAUUUUGCCGGGUCGCAGAUGUCAACAGGCGGCAGUGCCGGCGCGGAGAGUCUGAAGCCGAGGUCUCUAGCUGAGACAGUAAGCACCGCGACCGCUGCGGCGAUCACCAACGAUCCCAACUUCGCCGCCGCGAUCGCCGCCGCCAUCUCCUCCUACAUGCACCGUAAAGGCGAUCACGUCGGCGACGCUCAACAACAGGCGACAGGGAGUGAAUCAAAUAACAACUAUUGAAGAUUAGCGAUUUCAUUGAUUCGUUCAAUAAUUAUCGCUGAUUCUUGUUCUUUAAUCUAACUAUCUAGGAACAAAGACAGGAUAUAGUUAGUUGGAUCAUUUUUCUUCCUCAA